Messenger RNA from Mucor mucedo, 2553 nucleotides. RefSeq lists its product as uncharacterized. Bases 1 to 2553 code for a protein of 850 amino acids. Gene Ontology annotation, cellular component: exosome (RNase complex); P-body. Gene Ontology annotation, molecular function: 3'-5'-RNA exonuclease activity; RNA binding. The transcript is spliced from 7 exons. Lineage: Eukaryota; Fungi; Mucoromycota; Mucoromycetes; Mucorales; Mucoraceae. The record is from RefSeq and is a predicted model, not a curated record.
AUGAUAAAAGCUGCCGGUCCACUCUCUCCCAAACAACCAAGAGCUUAUCGUCACGUUGAUGAUUAUAACAACUCCAGUAGAAAGAACGUGUUCCAACCGUAUAUCAGCCCAGAAGCUGCACAGCAAGGAAUUCGAGAAGGAUCACUUUAUCAAGGAAUUAUACGGUUAACAAAAAAUCGUAAUGAUGCUUAUGUCAUACCCGAUGACUUGGAUGCAGAUGUAUAUAUCAGUGGGCUAACCGGUCGGAACAGAUCACUCCAUGGCGAUAAUGUAGUUGUACGAUUGCUGGAUGUGGAAACAGUAUGGAAUGAACGACAGGAACGUGAAGCUCAAAGAAGAAAAGAACGGGCUCAAAAGAAACAUAAUGAAAAAGUCGAGGCUGCUGCCGAAUUGGACGACAAUAUAGACUCAACUAUCGAAAGUCUUGUCGAAGAAGAAGUUGAUGUGGAACAGCUUGAGGAGGGACAUAAACCAACUUACUGUGGUGAGGUUGUGUCUAUUUUAGAAAGAUCACCGAAUUUCACUUUUGCUGGUACCAUUACAGCAACACGAUUUGCCAAUACUGCUCUUUUAGAUAACAAUCGUCCUCUACGAGUUGCUUGGUUUAAACCAAACGACUUACGCGUCCCAUUUUUAGUGCUUCGUAAUAAGGAUAUUCCUGACGAUUUGCUACAAAAUCCAGAUAUAUACCGCAAUACAUUAUUUUCCGCAACGAUCUCACAUUGGCCAAUCAACGACCCUUUCCCCACUGGAACAAUCAUUAGGGAAAUUGGUCCAUUAGGCGAUUUGUUGACUGAGAAGGAAGCAAUUCUAGCCGACAACAGUAUUAUUCGCACCGAAUUCAGCAGUGUCGCCCUACGUGGCCUUCCUGAUUUACCUUGGUGUAUUCCUGAAAGCGAGAUUGAGAAAAGAAGAGAUCUCCGUAACGAACGCAUCUUUUCAAUUGACCCAAGCACUGCCAAGGACCUUGAUGAUGCUCUGCAUAUCAAGGAAUUGGCCGAUGGGUUUUACGAAGUGGGUGUCCACAUUGCUGACGUAGGAUAUUUCUUGAAGCGAGGUUCUCCUUUGGAUACCGAAGCUUACGAACGUGGUACUAGCACUUACCUUGUGGAUAGUGUGAUCCCAAUGCUUCCUUCGAUUCUUUGCGAAGAAUUGUGUAGUUUGAAUCCAGGUGUUGAUAGGCUGGCCUUUUCCGUUAUUUGGAAAAUGGAUUUUGAAGGAAAGAUUGUUGAUACGUGGUUCGGAAAGACUGUCAUCAGAUCUUGCGCCAAAUUAGCCUACGAGGACGCACAAUGUGUAAUUGACGGUCAGGAAAUGUCUGGAGACAUAGUGAUGCACGACUCUCACCUUCUUCGACUUGUCUCUGGUGAUAUAUUUAUGCUCAAUAGCCUUGCCACGGGAAUGCGCCGUCGAAGAUUCCAAAGUGGUUCUCUUACUUUAAACUCGGUCAAGUUAAUGUUUGAAUUAGACUUGCAGGGUCGACCUACAUCUGUCAAGAAAUUUGAAUCAAAGGAUGCUAAUCAUUUGGUAGAGGAAUUCAUGCUUUGUGCCAAUAUCAGUGUCGCAAAAAAAAUUGCAUCUGUGUACCCACAAGCAUCUUUGCUGCGUAAGCAUGAACCGCCAUUGGAAAGACGCUUGAACAAGUUUUUAGAUUUGACAGAAGAGCUCGGUCUUGAUUUUGCUGGUAACACCGCUGGUGAACUACAACGAUCUUUUGACAAGAUAAAGAAUAAGGAUGUAAAGGAUGUUCUCUUAGUUUUGGCUAUUCGUUGUAUGCAAAGAGCGAAGUACUUCAGCAGUGGAAGUGCCGACUCUUCAAAGUAUCUUCAUUAUGCCUUGAACGAAAAAAUGUAUACGCACUUUACCUCGCCCAUACGUCGUUAUGCAGAUGUCAUUGUUCAUAGAAUUUUGGAAGCAGCCUUAGAAAACAAUAGUAAGUUUCUUGCUCGCAGGAUUGUGCAGAAGAUGACAUUCAAAUGUAAUUCCAAGAAAGAUGCUGCAAAGAACGCUCAAGAUACGAAUAUCGGCCUUUACCUUGCCAAAUAUCUAUCAAACUAUCAAGAAACAAAAGGACCUGUAUAUACAAAGGCAGAUGUCAUUUAUGUCGGUAAAGAGACAUACGAAGUCUAUGUUCCGUUGUACGGACUUGAAAAAAAAUUUCACGUGGAAGAUCUUCCAACUGAACAACAUUACUAUGAUAAAGAAACCCAUAAGCUGGACAUUUUCUGGAAAGCUGGUGUGCCUGUCACAAUGCACAAUGAAGAGAAAAUGUACGCUCAAAGACGAAUCCUCAAAGAUGAUUAUAGUGAUGACGAUUUGGAUGUCGAUAUUCCUAUCGAAUCUUUAACACUUAAGGAUGUCGAUGAUAUGGUAGAAAAUGAUGAUUUGCUUGUUCCGCCUGUAGUACUUGAAGAAAAUACAUGCUUACAACGAUUAGGCAUGUUCUCCAGGAUCACUGUUCGUAUCCAAGUAAAUGACGAGAGAUCACCACCGAUAAUUAAUGUUUAUCCAGUGAACCCUUUUUCUGGGGAAAGUGUGGUAGAAAUAAAUUAA